UCCUCUUUUAAUGUUGUUAGUGGAGCUUAUUAGCUCUGCUGCUUCUGCGGAGCUACUCUACUUAUAUUUUACAAGAGUUGCUGCAUAUCUAAUACAGGAUUUUGAUCUUCCCCAUAAAAACUGGACCCAUCUGUGAACCACGCUGAAUGUUCUGUGGCACAAAGUCAGCAACAGAGCUUUUAUCUGAUAACAGUUGACAGGUCAUAUUACUCCCUGAAUUAGGAUUAUAAGAAGGGAAAAGAAAAAAAAAAGAUCAGCUCACUCUUUUUGCGUUACUCAGUUUCAUUCUCUCUGGGUGCUCAAGAAUGGAUUUACCUUCCAGUGUCACUGCCACCUGGAACAUUCGGCACCAUAUAUGAGAAGAGAGCUAGAAGCAAACUAAGAACGACUUGCACGUAUUAUUUUACAGAGAACUAUCCUAAAUCAAUUUAAAAUGCAUCCUGAAGAUGAAAAGCAGAAGUAUACUGUCAAUGGAAAUACAUAUGAGAUCGCUACCUCCAUCCGGGAUCAAGAUCCAGAAGACAAAAAGAAGAAAAAGAAGAAGAAAGGGGAAAAGCCUAAAAAGGUCAGCCCGUUAGCACUGUUUCGAUACUCCACCUGCACAGACAAAUUAUUAAUGAUAUUUGGCUCUCUCUUGGCAAUAGCCCAUGGAAGCAGUCUCCCUAUAGCAAUGAUAAUUUUUGGUGACAUGACUGAUAGUUUUGUUACUUCUGAUGAAACAAAUUUUACAGGAAACCUUUCUACACUGAAUUCCUCUUCAGAGAUGCUUGACAAGCUGGAAGAAGAUAUGACAAAAUAUGCAUACUACUAUACUGCAAUAGGAGCUGCUGUUCUUGUUGCUGCUUAUGUCCAGACAUCAUUCUGGACACUGGCAGCAGGCCGACAAGUUAAAAAAAUUAGAGAAAAAUUUUUUCAUGCAAUUAUGAAACAGGAGAUUGGAUGGUUUGAUGUAAAUGAUGCAGGAGAACUUAACACUCGUCUCAUAGAUGAUGUCAGCAAGAUUAAUGAAGGAAUAGGUGAUAAAAUUGGAUUGCUUAUUCAGUCAGAAACGACAUUUAUAUCAGGAUUUGUUGUUGGUCUUGUAAGAGGAUGGAAAUUAACCCUUGUAAUACUUGCAGUCAGUCCUGUCCUAGGACUUUCAGCAGCCCUCUGGGCAAAGAUUCUCACUGCAUUCACCGAUAGAGAGCAAGCUGCAUAUGCAAAAGCAGGAGCUGUUGCAGAGGAAGUUCUGGGUGCAAUCCGUACUGUAGUAGCUUUUGGAGGGCAAGAAAAAGAAAUUAAAAGAUACCAUAAAAAUUUAGAAGAUGCUAAACGCAUUGGAAUAAGAAAGGCUAUUACAUCUAAUAUUUCUAUUGGUGCUGCUUUCUUACUGAUAUAUGCAUCAUAUGCACUGGCCUUCUGGUAUGGAACUACCUUGGUCUUAACCGAUGAUUACACUAUUGGCAAGGUUCUUACAGUCUUUUUCUCUGUACUGAUUGGAGCUUUCAGUAUUGGACAAACUGCUCCAAGCAUAGAGGCAUUUGCUAAUGCAAGAGGAGCAGCCUAUGCAAUCUUUAACAUCAUUGACAAUGAACCUCAAAUUGACAGUUAUUCAAAUGCAGGACACAAACCAGACCACAUUAAAGGGAACUUGGAAUUCCAAAAUGUUUUCUUCAAUUACCCAUCCAGACCAGAUGUUGAGAUACUGAAAGGCUUGAAUCUCAAGAUUAAUUGUGGCCAGACAGUAGCCCUGGUUGGUGGCAGCGGCUGUGGAAAAAGUACAACUGUUCAGCUCAUCCAGAGAUUUUACGACCCCAAGGAAGGCACGAUUACCAUCGAUGGGCAGGAUCUGAAGAGCCUGAAUGUAAGAUAUCUGCGGGAGAUUAUUGGUGUGGUGAACCAGGAGCCCGUGCUGUUUGCUACAACUAUUGCAGAAAAUAUUCGCUAUGGCCGCGAGGAUGUCACCAUGGAAGAAAUUGAAAAAGCUGCCAAGGAAGCUAAUGCUUAUGAUUUCAUCAUGAAGCUCCCCAAGAAGUUUGAAACUGUGGUUGGAGAAAGAGGGGCACAGAUGAGUGGAGGGCAGAAGCAGCGAAUAGCAAUUGCCCGUGCUCUGGUUCGCAAUCCUAAAAUUCUUCUGCUUGAUGAGGCAACAUCAGCUUUGGAUAAUGAGAGUGAAUCCGUUGUGCAGGCAGCGCUGGAUAAGGCAAGAGAAGGACGGACCACAGUUGUAGUAGCUCACCGUCUGUCAACUGUUCGAAACGCAGAUCUUAUUGCUGUGUUUGACAGUGGAGUUAUUACAGAACAAGGAAAUCAUUCUCAACUAAUUGAAAACAAGGGAAUCUACUACAAACUUGUGAACAUGCAGGCAAUAGAGACUGAAGAUCCAUCAUCAGAAAAAGAUGAGAAUACAGUCAGCAUCAAAAGAAAUGGAUCUCCGUCAAAUCUGGAUGAAUCCUUUAAGAAAGGACUGAGAAGAGGAUCAACUCGGAGAAGCAUGAAAAAGCCAAAUGAUACUGAUGGGAAAGAUGGUUCACCUGCUGAAGAAUUACCUCCAGUUUCAUUUCUGAAAGUUAUGAAGUUGAACAAAAAAGAAUGGCCGUACUUUGUAGCUGGAACUCUGUGUUCAGUUGUCAAUGGAGCUUUACAACCUGCAUUUGCAGUCAUAUUUUCAGAAAUUAUAGGGAUUUUUUCAGAAACAGAUGAUAAUGUUUUGAGAGAAAAGAGCAACUUGUAUUCACUGCUGUUUUUAGCAAUUGGGAUUGUUUCGUUUUUUACUUUCUUUGUUCAGGGUUUUGCAUUUGGCAAAGCUGGAGAAAUUCUUACAAUGAGGCUUCGAUUCAUGGCAUUUAAAGCAAUGCUGAGACAGGACAUGGCCUGGUUUGAUGACCCUAAAAACAGCACUGGAGCACUGACAACAAGACUUGCUAAUGAUGCCUCACAAGUGAAAGGAGCAACUGGCAUCAGAUUGGCAUUAAUUGCCCAAAACAUAUCUAACCUGGGAACUGGUAUUAUUAUAUCUUUAGUUUAUGGCUGGCAGCUGACCCUGUUACUUUUAGCUGUUGUACCAAUCAUCGCAGUGGCAGGAAUGAUUGAAAUGAAGAUGUUGGCUGGGCACGCAAAAAAAGAUAAAAUAGAGCUGGAAGCUGCAGGAAAGAUUGCAACAGAAGCUAUAGAAAAUAUUCGAACUGUUGCUAGUUUGACACGGGAAAAAAGGUUUGAGUUGAUGUAUGGAGAGCAUUUGCAUGUACCAUACAGAAAUUCUGUGAAGAAGGCACAUAUAUUUGGGUUUUGUUUUGCCCUUUCACAAGCAAUGAUGUUUUUUACCUAUGCUGGCUGUUUCCGCUUCGGAGCCUAUCUUGUGGUUAACGGGUACAUGCAGUACAAAAGUGUGUUCUUAGUGUUUUCAGCUGUUGUAUUUGGUGCUAUGGCAUUAGGACAAACCAGUUCUUUUGCACCAGACUAUGCCAAAGCCAAGAUAUCAGCAGCCCACUUGUUUGUGCUAUUUGAUAGAGUACCUUCAAUAGACAGUUACUGCGAAGAUGGAGAGAAACCUGUAACAUUUGGGGGAAACACGAGGAUCAAAGAUGUAAAAUUUAACUAUCCAAACCGACCAGAGGUCAAAAUCCUCCAAGGCUUGAAUCUACAAGUAGAAAAAGGACAAACAUUGGCCCUUGUUGGUAGCAGUGGAUGUGGAAAGAGCACUGUUGUUCAGCUACUUGAGAGAUUUUACGAUCCACUCAGUGGAGAAAUUGAGUUUGAUGACAAAGAUGCCAAAACACUAAACAUCCAGUGGCUGAGAUCUCACAUUGGUAUCGUCUCACAAGAGCCAAUCCUGUUUGACUUCACCAUCGCUGAAAACAUCGCAUACGGGGACAACACUCGGGAGGUGUCCCAUGAGGAAAUCAUUAGUGCAGCAAAAGCAGCCAAUAUUCAUUCCUUCAUUGACUCUCUGCCAGAAAAAUACAAUACUCGUGUAGGAGACAAGGGAACACAGCUUUCUGGUGGUCAGAAACAACGUAUUGCUAUUGCUCGAGCUCUUGUACGUAAGCCACAGAUUCUGCUGCUGGAUGAAGCCACGUCUGCCUUAGACACAGAAAGCGAAAAGAUUGUCCAGGAAGCACUGGAUAAAGCCAGAGAAGGCCGCACCUGCAUCAUGAUAGCUCACCGCCUGUCCACCAUCCAGAAUGCUGACAAGAUUGCUGUGAUCCAGAACGGCAAGAUCAUAGAGCAAGGGACUCAUCAGCAGCUUCUGGCUGAAAAAGGCUUCUACUAUUCACUGGUCAAUGUUCAAAGUGGGUCUUGCAACAUGUAAAUUAAAGGCAGUACUUCUCUCCAAA
Lagopus leucura (white-tailed ptarmigan) is the source of this 4316-nucleotide messenger RNA. RefSeq names its product ATP binding cassette subfamily B member 1 (gene ABCB1). The transcript has 30 exons. Gene Ontology annotation, biological process: transmembrane transport. Gene Ontology annotation, cellular component: membrane. Gene Ontology annotation, molecular function: ATP hydrolysis activity; ATP binding; ABC-type transporter activity. Lineage: Eukaryota; Metazoa; Chordata; Aves; Galliformes; Phasianidae. The record is from RefSeq and is a predicted model, not a curated record. The coding region runs from base 434 to 4291 and encodes 1285 amino acids.